AUGGAUAUAGCAUCAGAAUCUGAAAGUCAUGUAGAGAAAUGUUUCGUCAGUUUGGUGAAUGAAAAAUUAGAUGUCAUUGAAAGAAUAUCGAGUGUUGAAAAUUCAAAAACGAUUUCAACUGCAAGACAAUGCUCGAUCUAUGUGGACUUACAUCCUGGACAACGUUAUGAAGUUUCCGCCAAAACAAUUAGCGAAAAUGCAUCGAGUAAUAUCAUUUCCAAAAGUUUUGCUUUACAGCCAGCUUUUGAUAUGGAAACCUUUGGACUGCAACUAUCAGUGAGUGAAUAA
Acanthocheilonema viteae is the source of this 288-nucleotide messenger RNA. NCBI's taxonomy places the organism in Eukaryota, Metazoa, Nematoda, Chromadorea, Rhabditida, Onchocercidae. The record is from the annotation of a GenBank genome assembly.